Molecule: messenger RNA, 549 nt
Organism: Nematocida major
Lineage: Eukaryota; Fungi; Microsporidia
Exons: 1
Coding region: 1-549 (182 amino acids)
Source: RefSeq, a predicted model, not a curated record
AUGGAAAGAGUCAGGAAGAUUUCAGAGACAUACCCUAUUUUUAAGCAGAUACAGAAGAUGUCAAACGGACAGAUCAAGCCAGAGUACAGCUUUAUCGCUCUGGCCUCGAUAAUAUUCGUCAGCCUUUUUUGUAGGUGCCUGGCAGGCGCAGUCACAAGUGCCUUCUCCUUCCUGCUUAUAGUCACCCCCGCAACAAACAUAAUCGUGAGCAAAGCCUCCCCGGAGACAGCGAAUGUAAAGCACAUUUUGUCGUACCUCCUCGCUCUCGCCCUAUUUGGCCUGGGAGAAGCCGUCUUUUUCCCCCUUAUUCGGAGGAUUCCCUUCUACUACCACGGAAAGUUCCUUUUCUUCUACUAUCUCUCAGUCCGAAGAACCCAGCUAACAGACUACUUGAAUGCCUCUGUUUUUGCCCCCGCUAAUGACGUCAUCCGGAAGAUAAACCAGUUCGACGCGAAGGAAGUGCUGAAGGCAGCACAGGUCGCAGCUUCUGAUAGAAUAAAGAGCUCUGUAGAGGCUGUGAAGGAGGCGAAACCCUCCAAGGAAGAAUAA